This is a messenger RNA of Pteronotus mesoamericanus, 2063 nucleotides long. RefSeq names its product fin bud initiation factor homolog (gene FIBIN). The record is from RefSeq and is a predicted model, not a curated record. Bases 458 to 1093 code for a protein of 211 amino acids. The transcript has a single exon. NCBI's taxonomy places the organism in Eukaryota, Metazoa, Chordata, Mammalia, Chiroptera, Mormoopidae.
UCCUCAGGAUAUCAUUAGCCAAAGGAAAAGCUCUGCAUUCCCACCCAGUCCAGAAGUUGAAAUAGUACCAGAGGGCAAGAGCCAGCCUUUCUCUCCAGCUACAGGCUCCAUCUCCCAGCAGCAAGGGGAAACUGGAGAGUGAGCUCAGGCAACAGAGCCAGCGUCAGGCCAGAGCCCUGUGAUUCGGCCGGAAAGAGCCUGCGGAGUUCCAGCGGCCCAGCACGUAGCGCAGGAGCGCAGAGCCUUGUGCAUCCUGCGCUGCUGACCCUGCUACCCAGGCGCUGGUGCCACAGCCACAUGAAGCCUGCUGGGGAGGAGGGGCCAGGGUGCAGCAAGCCGGCGGGGACUGAGACUGCCGCUGUCUCAGCGAGGUGCUGACUCCCAAGGGGGACCCCCUUUCUUGUGCCCGGGGCGAAAAGUCUUCUCCAGGGGUCCCCUGUCAUCCUGAACAUACAGGAUGGUGUUCCUGAAGUUCCUCUGGAUGGGUUUCUUCUGCCACCUGUGUCAGGGCUACUUCGAUGGCCCUCUCUACCCAGAGAUGUCCAAUGGGACGCUGCACCACUACUUCGUGCCCGAUGGGGACUAUGAGGAGAACGAUGACCCGGAGAAGUGCCAGCUGCUCUUCAGGGUGAGUGACCACCGGCGUUGCUCCCAGGGGGAGGGGAGCCAGGCCAGCCGCCUGCUGAGCCUCACCCUGCGGGAACAGUUCACGGUGCUGGGCCGCCAGGUGGAGGACGCUGGGCGGGUCCUGGAGGGCAUCAGUAAGAGCAUCUCCUAUGACCUGGAUGGGGAAGAGAGCUACGGGAAGUACCUGCGCCGGGAGUCCCACCAGAUCGGGGAUGCCUACUCGAACUCGGACAAGUCCCUCACUGAGCUGGAAAGCAAGUUCAAGCAGGGCCAGGAACAGGACAGCCGGCAGGAGAGCAGGCUCAAUGAGGACUUCUUGGGGAUGCUGAUCCACACCAAGUCCCUGCUGAAGGAAACGCUCGCCAUCUCUGUGGGGCUCAGGGACAGAUAUGAGCUGCUGGCCCUCACCAUCAGGAGCCACGGGACCCGACUAGGUCGGCUGAAAAACGAUUAUCUUAAAGUGUAGGUGACUGGGCAGCCUUCCAGGAGAGGGUAUCAGAUCUACCCUGCUGUGGAGGGUGGGGAAAGGAAGACAGGGCUAACAUUUCCCUUAUACUUACUAUUUUUUAUACCCAGAUUUGCACUUGGAGAAUGAUCUGAAGUCACCUUUAAAAGGAAAGGAGUGGGAGUUGAGUGGUUUUGUUUUACAUUAUUUAUGUGCUUGUCAUUGAUUUGUCACCUGAAGAAAAGAACAGUUUCAAGCCCUGCCUCCCACCUUCCCUAGAGGCUUGAUAACUCUGCUGAGACACCUGUUUCAGCCACAUGUAAAAGGACACAAAUUCCGCAGUGUUCAGCUUUCCCAUCCUGAAGAUGUUGUGGAAAUACCCAGGAAGCAGUGUGCGUAGUUCCUUUCGGCUUCCAGCCUUCUCUCCUGGGCCCUGAAAGCUGUCAAAGCCGCCUGUGUUUGGGACGGGGGCUGAGGUGCUGCUCUGCAUCUGCACGCCUGCCGGCAGACGGAAGUUGCCUGUUUCUUCCUCUUCUUUACUCUCUUAUUUAUUACCAUGGUCUCUAAGGUUUUGUUUUUAGGAUUUUUCCUUUUUGGGGUAAAAGUAUUGGCUAGAAACUACAUGCAAAUCAUCCUUUGCAGGGAGAUGUCUGAAGUGCUUCUGUAGUUGUGUGUAAAUUCAAGUGACCACAUUUAAGUCUCAACUUUGCUGAUGGUUGUGCACUCAUGUCGAUAUGUUGAUUUGCUAUGUUUCACAUUGUAUGUCUGUGUCAUCAGUGCUACAUAUGGUCCAUUACGAAGAAGUAGAUUGAUUGUUUGAACGCACCCCCAAAUGCCUAUGAUUUAGGUUACCAAUGUAUUCUUUCUCAUUUGGGGGAGUUGUUUCUGUUUGUUUAUUGGAAACUUGUACUUCAGGUAGGGGGAAUUCUAAUAACUCCUUAACCAAGUUUUAUUAUUCAGACAAUAAAUAUGUUCUCGUGUAAGGCUGGCU